Messenger RNA from Lolium rigidum, 1537 nucleotides. RefSeq names its product ankyrin-3-like. The coding region runs from base 1 to 1308 and encodes 435 amino acids. NCBI's taxonomy places the organism in Eukaryota, Viridiplantae, Streptophyta, Magnoliopsida, Poales, Poaceae. The transcript has 11 exons. Gene Ontology annotation, molecular function: protein binding. The record is from RefSeq and is a predicted model, not a curated record.
AUGGAGGCAUUGUCGAGCCAGGAGCGGAAGGACGAGCUCUUCGGCGCCGCCUGCGACGGCAACGUCCGCCUCCUCAAGAAGAUGGCGCGGGCGCUCAACUCGGGGGGCCAAGACGAGGCCGCGUUCUUGGCGGCGAUGGUGGACGACGACGGCGACACCCUUCUGCAGAUGGCUGCUACCCACGGGCGGCUCGACGUCCUGAGGUACCUCGUCGAGGACCUCCGCCUCGACGUCAACCAGCCCAACAGCAUAGGUGAUACCCCGCUAUGCUAUUCUGCUUUUGCUGGGAAAGCUGAUGCUACAAAAUAUCUUCUUGCUCAUGGUGCUGAUCCGUUAGUUGGUAAAAACUUUUUACCUCUCCAUGGUGCUGCAUGCCAAGGACAUUGUGAUGUUGUAGAAUUGCUGCUUUCAAGGGGAAUUGAUGUGGAUUUAGGUUCUGCUCGUGGCACUCCAUUACAGGUAGCUGCUAUGAAGAAACAACAUGGCACGAUGAAGAUUUUGUUGGAGCACCAUGCAAAUCCUAACAAUGCCAAAGUAUCUCUUACCCCAUUACGCUGGGUCAUACAUGAUCCUGUGCCAUCUAAAUCGUUGCGAUGCAUGAAGCUACUGAUUAAGGCUGGUGCUGAUGUAAAUUUUGUUGACAGCAAUGGUUUCACUACCGUGAUAUAUGCAGCAAAACUUGGCUCACCUGCCCUCAUGAAGUGCUUACUAGAUGCUGGUGCUAACCCCAAUAUUCCAGAUGAAUUUGGUAGAAUGCCUAUUGAAUAUGCUGCCUAUUAUAGCAAAAGGGACAUGGUUGAAGUGUUAUUCCCUUCAACUUCCCCUAUUUCAACGCUGCCAGAAUGGAGUAUAGAUGGAAUUAUUUAUCAUGUGAAAUCCUUUGGUUUGAAGCCAAUGGAUAAACAAAAGUGUGAAAUGAGAAUAAGAGAACUGAAACAGCAAGCCUCAGAGGCUUUUAAGAGAGAGGAAUACAUUAUAGCGGGACAUCUGUAUACUUGUGCAAUGGAAUUUGAAUGUAGUCCAGAUGAUUAUGCAACCCUAUUGGCAAACAGGAGUCUCUGCAUGCUGCGCAUGGGAGAGAACAAAAGAGCUGCUCUCUCUGAUGCUACCCAGUGCAGAAUGGUGCGACCUUUUUGGCCAAAAGCCUGCUACCGACAAGGGGCAGCUUAUAUGGCACUGAAGGAAUAUGAGAAAGCAUGUGACUCUUUUGCUGAUGGCUUGAAGCUUCAACCUACAAAUACUGAUAUUGCGAAUGCUUUAAGGGAAGCCCGCGAGGCUUUGAAGAAUGCUCGUUGCUCUGAAAAGUAAUUGACGUAGCUGCAUUUCUGCUGACAGACUUAACUGGAGAAGUAGAGUCUCUGUUUUGUUGGUCGAGCCAGGAUAACUCUAAUGUAAAAACUGCUAGCUAGAAUGCAUAUCUUUUGUGCUUUUGUAUACAUCAUUUCGUAUUUUAACAUGUCAGGGUUCACAGAACUGCAGUAUCUUGUUUCUGUGUCGAAAAUCCUUACCGUCCACAAAACACUGAGCUGGUUAUUGA